AUGCUGGCCUUGGGGCCGAUGGAGGGCAGCCCGCAGAGCGCCUUCCUGCUGAGCAGCCCCCCCUUGGCCGCCCUGCACAGCCUGGCCGAGAUGAGACCCCGCUCUACCCUCGGGGGGCUACCUUUGCCCAUCAACCCCGGCAGCUCCUCCUCUUCCUCCUCGGCCUCGGCCUCGCCUUCUCCGCCGCCGUCCGCCCUGAAGCCUCCCCCGCCGCCCCAUCUCCUCCUCCGCCGCCGCCGCCGCCACUCCGCACGGCAUCACGACAUCCUCAGCCGGCCCUCCAUGCCCGCCUUGGCCUCCUCCUCCUCCUCCUGCUCCUCCUCGGCAGCCUCAGCCGCGGCGGUGGCUGUAGUUGCCGCAGCGGCCUCGUCCCCGUCGGGGCUCCUGCUGCCCCGCUUCAGCAGCCUCAGCCCUCCGCGCCCGCCUCCUCCACCUCCGGGCCUCUACUUCAGCCCCCCGCGCAGCCCGCCUGCUGCCGCCGCCGCCGCCGCCGCCGUGGCCGCCGUGGGUCGCUACCCGAAGCCCCUGGCCGAGCUCCCCGGGAGCCCCAUCUUCUGGCGGGGGUCAUGCGAAGCCCCCCUGGGGGACGCCCGCUCCCGGAUGCCCCCGCACCAGGGCUCGAUCCUGCUGGACAAGGACGGCAAGCGGAAGCACGCGGCCCACUUCUCCGGGCAGCAGAUCUUCGCUUGGAGAAGAACUUCGAGCAGCAAGUACCUGGCGGGGCCUGAGAGGGCCAGGCUGGCCUAUUCGUUGGGCAUGACUGGAGCCAGCCUAAAAGUUUGGUUCCAGAACCGUCGGACAAAAUGGCGGAAAAAACAUGCAGCUGAAAUGGCGACGGCAAAGAAGAAGCAGGACUCAGAGACGGAACGUCUGAAGGGGGCCUCUGAAAAUGAGGAGGAGGACGAUGACUACAACAAGCCCUUGGACCCCAAUUCCGAUGAUGAGAAGAUCACACAACUCCUCAAGAAGCACAAGACUGGAGGAGUUGGUGGUCUUCCUCCACAUGUCCUCCACACAUCAGAAAAUGAGGGCUCCUCUUAGACCAUGGAGGGCCAGAGAAGGACCCUUCCCUAAAGACCCCCUUGCCCACCCCUGGCCCCAUCCAUGGAGGACCACGACCUCUGGAGGGUGACCAGAUGGCCCUCACCUCAAAGGAGGAUGAGGCACUAUAAAAUGGAAGCCCU
Messenger RNA from Sceloporus undulatus (fence lizard), 1184 nucleotides. RefSeq names its product NK6 homeobox 1 (gene NKX6-1). Gene Ontology annotation, cellular component: nucleus. Gene Ontology annotation, molecular function: DNA-binding transcription factor activity, RNA polymerase II-specific; RNA polymerase II cis-regulatory region sequence-specific DNA binding. The record is from RefSeq and is a predicted model, not a curated record. Gene Ontology annotation, biological process: cell differentiation; regulation of transcription by RNA polymerase II. NCBI's taxonomy places the organism in Eukaryota, Metazoa, Chordata, Lepidosauria, Squamata, Phrynosomatidae.